CCUAUUGCACACUGCACAUGCAGUCAUUCGUAAUAACACCGUUGAGCCUUUGGCCAUCCCAUAUCUUAUUACGCCAAUUAAUUUUCAGGUGCUAUGGGAGUCAUUUCGAAAUACUUGUCAUUAUGCCAACCAUAUCAGCCUAUUGGAUUUGCAUUCGGCAUUUAGAAAUGUUUACCUUAAUUUUUCAAGUGCACAGUUCCGGGUAGUCUGACAGACACACUUAGUCAGAAAGUUCAACAAAGGUAGAUCUCUCAGAGCUGCACUCUAGCUGCCACAGUUAGCACUUCAAACCUGGAUUACAAGGAAAAAGGAAGGCAGCCUCGGACUACAGCAUCUGUUCAAGCAGCCAGCAGAUUUCCCUGAAAAAGCAGUACAAUAACUAGGUAAUUACACUCUGUGGAUAUAUAUAUAUAUAUAUAUAUAUAUAUAUAUAUAUAUAUAUAUAUAUAUAUAUAUAUAUAUAUAUAUAUAUAUUGUUUAAUGGUUUGAUACAAUAGGUUUAAAGUUUUACCUUGUCCAACAGCAGUGUAUACUCUCAUUAUUUGGAACAUGGUUAUAUAUUUGUAGAGAUUCUCUUAAUUUGACAACACAAAGAUUCACUGUCAUAUAUGACUUCUAUGUGUUUUUCCCACAAUACACUACCAUGUCAACGUAUUUGUUGGUCAGAUCUCUUUCCAGACUCUGUUGCUCGGGAAUUUGUUAUUUCUACUUUGCCUACUUUACUGCUAUAGGGCAGCACUGUGAGGCACAGACCAUGGCAAAACAUUUACAUUUUAGUCAUUUAGCAGACGCUCUUAUCCAGAGCGACUUUCAGUUAGUGCAUACAUUAUUUAUUUUUCAUACUGGCCCCCUGUGGGAAACGAAACCCACAACCCUGGCGUUGCAAACGCCAAGCUCUACCAACUGAGCUACAUCUCUGCCGGCCAUUCCCUCCCCAGAAACCAUAUCCCCGUGUUAAUAAAUAAUGAUAUACACACAGGGAUAGGACAGGGGAGUUAAAUAUCUUACUGAAGACAGCCAUUCAAUCCAAAACAUGUGAUGUGUAUUAGAUAGAACAGCUUUAUUUGUGAAAGGAAGAAUGGAAUAGCAUCGAGGUAUGAUCUCAGAAGUUUUGUAUUUGCCCCUUCUUUAUACCAAAGGGGGUAUUGUUGCUAGUGGCACGUUUAUGUCUCGUUUCCAGUUCUCAUUUGAUGUAAUGGCAAGCUGAUUCUCACUAAUUGUUUUACUGAGAAUACAGUAGGAGGACCUUUCAGACCUCCAGGGGACUAAAGAAGAAGAGAGGGACAGACAGAAACCACCGCCCGGUUAACCACUAUAGAAGAAGAAGAUCAAGCCAAGGAUCCCUAUGUCACACUACAACAAUAGUGGAGGAUGUAACAACCUUGCCUAUCAUGACAGUGACACCCUGGAGAUAGAUAGGAGGUAUGUGUGACAACUUGUACGAUUGUGUUGUUGUGAUGUUUGUUAGAAUUCAGCUUUAACUGUGUACAGUUAGUCACACCUCUGCGCAGUGGGGAGAGGACCUGAAUGAAAUGUUGACGGACAGCACUUUAAAAAAAAGUUUGCAUUUAUUUUGCACAUAUAGGCUAAAUGAGAGGGAACAAAAAACACAAAUAUGAGAAGUAAAAACCUAAUUUUCCAGGAUUAGAAAAUAAUUCUGAGAGGGUCUUUUGUUCUGUAUAUUUAAAUGAAGACCAUCAUUGUACUUGUGCACAUGAUCUCUAAUCUCUCAAUUGGUGUCAGAUUUCUUAUAAUGCCAGUGCCGUCACAUACUGUAGCAGGAAGCUAUCUCUGAAAUAAAUACUGUCAAAGUGGUCCAUUCCUCCUCCAUUGUGUGUUAAAGGUUGUGUGACAGUACAAGGAGUUUGUUGUCAUUUGAAGUUAUUGUUGUGCUAAGUACUAGAGAUGGUCAUGAACCUUCAGUGGUGUGACCAAAGUAAUGGUAUUUCUUAUAAGAGACUCACUUUACAGCGCCUCAGAAAAAAACAUUAUUGUCUAUGACAGAUGUCAUAUCAUGUUUAUAAUAAUAUUGUAGCAUGAUCCUUAGCACCACAUCAGCAACCUUAUGAGUGUAAUGGUUAAGGUGUUGAACUGACUGAUGCGGGGUUUAAACAACAACACACCAGUAAUGUUAUCUCCUCUGUCCUCCUCGCCAAAGUCCUUCCAGGAAAUCCCAAUCCCAUCACAGUAACCCCCAUGGUAACCCCUACCCCAGGGAUGAUGGAGCCGUGGGGCAGAGGGGCAGGUCCGACCUCCAGCAGCUCCCAGGAGGGGGCCAGUCCAGCUACGAUGAAGCCCAGGGGAGAGUGCCCUGGGGCGGGUGGCAGGAGGGGAGCUGGAGGGGCAGAGACAGCAUUCCCAUGGGUCUCCUUCCUCCCCGGUCGGAGAGCCCACAAUGGCAGCAGCAUGACCUCAGUAAGUCGAUGUUUGAUUUAAUUGAUUAAUUAGACAAUAGAUACAAGUAAUAUACAGCACACACCAAUGUAAUGGCAGUACAAACGUUUUCUGAUGGGAGAUUGUAUUGUAAACAGAUCAGAGAAAUAUGAUCCCUUGUGCUAUAGUAUGGGUAGUCUCUCCUACAAGAUUUGGUUCUGGGUUCUGAGAUGAUAGUAUGGCCAUGAUUUUGUUUGAAAUGGCAGCCUGGUCUCAUAGACUAGACGUAACAUAGUAAAUAUAUAUCCAGGACACUGAAAUUAGUAUGAUAUGUUACGUUUGGUAUGUUUACAUAAGUCUAGUAUGAAGGAAGUUAGAGGUAGUUUCGCGAGCCAAUGCUAAGUAGCGUUAGCGCUUACGCUAGUUAGCAUUUGCGCUAACGCUACUUAGCAACUUCCUUCAAACUGCACAUAGACACAUAAAAACGGAAUCCACGAGUUCAUCCUACUCUGGGGAAGUAGAUAAAGGGCCUCAUUGCCAAACUCCCUAAGUAUCCCUUUAACCCUUUAACCUAACUCCUAACUUUAACCCUGACUUGAACCCUAACCUUAACCCCUAACCCCUAGCCUAGCCACCUAGCUAACGUUAGCCAUAUAAAAAUUGCUUUCUCCAAUUCGUAACAUAUUGUACGAAUUGCAAUUUUGACAUAUCAUACGAAUUGUCAUUCGUAACACAUCAUAUGAAUUGGAUGACCAUACAAAACCUAACAUAUCAUACUAAUUGGAGUGUACCGGAUUAACUUUACUAUGUUACGUCUACCCCUGAGUCCAGGUUGGGAAUGGAGUAGUAUUUCCUUGUGGCAGGUCUUCAGAUUCUGUGUUGCUAAGUGACUUUGAAUUUCUUCUAUUACUUCCUGCCUCCUGGUUGGUUAAUUAUGUGUGUUCUCAAUGUUGUUAUAAGUACCAUAUCCACCUCAUUUUCGAAUGCUUUUAAAACAUGGAAGCCAAACGCUCAAACUAUUGAUACAACAUCAGUGGAGGUUGCUGAGGGGAGGAUGGCUUAUAAUAAUGGCUGGAAUGGAGCACAGUUUUGUUCUCACUUGACAACAAUAAUAACAUUAUUCAUUACAUUGUGUUGUUGUAGCCUAGGUAGGAUACAUUUCUUGUCCCUAAGCAUAUUUUGGACACUUAUUUCGACAGCCUAUCGGAGGACAGGUGCACUUGCUUGCUGAAUGUAAAAUAGGCUACAGCAUUAAGAACGGGCGGGGAGUUUGAAAGGAGAAGCCCACAUUUUCAUAUAGUAGGCCUAUCUUAACACCGGGCUACAUCCUGACAAAAUACACCAUAUGAGUGGCCCGCUAAUGUACCUUUCUUGUCCUUCUGAACUGUCGAGAAUAGAUCCAAACGGAUCCAAAUGGUUGCAUAAUCAGGCCUAGGCUGUAGGCCUAUGCAGUUAUUUCGGAAUGAAACAAAACAGAAUGUUUGAGUGGUUAUUAGCCUACAUAAUAUGCCAUUUAGCAGACGCUUUUAUCUAAAGCGACUUACAGUCAUGCGUGCAUACAUUUUUGUGUAUGGGUGGUCCCGGGGAUCGAACCCACUACCCUGGCGUUACAAGCACCGUGCUCUACCAGCUGAGCUACAGAGGACCUACAUCACUGCAGUUUACAGCCUAUGGAUAAUAAUUGUGUACUCACUUGAUAACAAUAAUAAAUUCCUCGUUGCACUGUGUUGUUGUAGCCCAGGUACAAUAAUGUAUUGUCUAAAAACGUAGGCCUAUGCCUAAUCAACAGUGGAACUUUGCGUGCCCGGGGACCACAGAGCGCAGCCUGGAGGAGCGCACUACAGAUUUGCCAUUUCAUCAUCGUGUAACUUUUUUUUCUUGCACUUUGACAGGUAAAUAUUUAGCCUAUAGCUCUAAUAUUUACCUAAUGCAUGGCCUAACGUCGAGCUAAUAUUUAGCUUCUUACUUCAGCUACACAUCACUAGCCUCUGUCUUCCAGCUGUUCCCGUGCGCAACAGGCUAUAGGCUACGCAAGCCUCUCCGCAAUAGGCGAUUCCUCUUCUCGUGAAAUCCUAGGAAAGCUAUAGGCUACAAAAGCUAUAGGACAUUUAUUUUUUAUACUUCUUUUAUACUAAACCUAAUAGCCUAUUCUGGUAAAGAAGCAGGCUUGCUUUUACUAAUUGCUGAAUGUAAAACAGGUCUACAGCAUAGACAAUCAAUUUCGGGGAAAGUUGAGGAGAGAAAGUGCAUUGGUGUGAUUGAUCACUUUUGGCCGGUUAUGAUUAUAACAUUGUAGCACUGAUGCAUUGUAAAUAGUUACACAGGACAUAUCCUAGAUGAGCACAGUGAAAAAGAAGACAGAAGGAAUUGACAACCAUUAGAAAAAUGGAAAUCACUUGCAAACCACUUGAGCAACGAGGCAAUGAGAUGCUGUAAAAUAUGUGCAGGCUCGGCUUUUGUUGUUCAACUGCUACAUUUAAAUACGAGUUACUAUAUUAUUUUUCAUUAGGCCUACAUGUACAUUGAAGUAUUAUUUGCAGUUGUCACUAUGACAAUGAACACACCCUGAAAGCACUGAAUGGUCUGAACCAGUCUCUGUGCGUUAGAGUCCUCAUGAAUGGUCUUGUGAUACGCAGUGUGCAGUAAAAUGCGUUGAUCAGUUGAUUGACAGGUGCAGGACUGUAGAACAAUACACGAUAAACUUUCCUCUAGUGUGGAUGCUCACCAACGUUGUAUCGUUAUGUAGACUAUAGUUUAUCAUUAUAGUUAUCGUUAUAGUUAUUGGCUUUGUGGAGGCCCUUAUCUCUUACACAACACAAUUAACGUAAUUAUCACAACAGAACUACUAGUAGGUCUAGCUAACCUUUUGAGAACUUGAAUGAAAUACAUAUACAAUUACACUUACACUUGUUUACUUGACUUUUAUACUCUAUAAAUUGACUCCUUCAAAUAAUUGACUCUAGCAAAUGUGCCACCCGCGCGCUGCAGUAGGUAAAGAAAGCAGAAAUCGAAUCCAUCACUUCCGUUGUUUGGCUGUGCCCAUAGCAACGUUCGAAAAUGAGGUGGAUGGGAUUAAUUCAUCAAGUGUUCUGUUCUCUAUGAUCAGAUCACAGCGGGUACCAGAUCGACCAGGCAACGCAUUAUGACACAACCCCUCCUGCACGACUUCCAUCCGCAACUUCAGGUACUGUUCAAAACACGUAUAAAGCACAUACAGUAUAUUACUCUCUAUUUACUUCCUUACUUUACUUCUUCAGCUUUCAGUUGGUCCAUUUGAUCAUAAGAACCAUUGAAGUUGGUUGUUGCACUGCAGUAUGCCAUCAUUAAAGAGACACACAACUCAAAUAAAUAAAUAAAAUCAAGAUUGUUAAUCAUGACAGAUUUCGUGUAGCUAACUUUUGCAAUAUUGUUAUGAUGGUUUAUGACGAUCCAAUGUCUAAUAGAACAUUACCUAAAGGUAGACAGGCAGCACAAGGAAGUUGGCAGAUAAAUACCAUCCCGGGAAACUGGUAUUGUGCGAACGGUUUACAGGGUAAUAUUGAUUAGGGCAAAACGUAGCAAAACGUUAGCGUUUCUUAUUGGACAAGUCCAGGUAGUCCCUCCCUGUUUCAGUCUGUUUUCUUCCAUUUGUUGUCUAAUGAACAUAACCCAGGUAAUAUUGCCUCAUCACAAGGACUGAUGAUUAGGUGUUUGCUGAAAACUAACCAAGAAAUGUACAUAUGUAGUAUCUUAAUUUGAGACAGUUUUCUACAGCAGGAAAAUAAUCCUGCAGCAAUAGGAAAUGUGAAUUAUAAUGUGGAUUGUAAUUAACAUAUUUUUUUUAGGGUUUGAUACAUUUGUCUGAAAUAUCAAAAUGAAAAUUACAAACUUCAGAAGCCUUUUUAAACCUCAAAUGCACUACAAGUUUUACAGGAAAGUUCUCCUGAAACAAAGUGAUAAAAUUAAGAUCCGACAUCUCAAGAGUUUUUGCCUCUUUGGCCUUUUAUACUUUCUCAGUGAUUAAGCCUUAACAAAGACACACAAUAUGUCACAGGUGUAGCAGCAUUACUCGGUUAGCAUGAUGGUUAUAAUGGCUAACUCUAAUGGGACAGGUAAGGCUGGGGGGAAACAAUCACACUCUCUAAAGAAGUUAGUUUGUAUUAGAGUGUGUUAUCUACAGUGUGUUGAAGAACCCUUAUUGGUUCCAGGUUCUACAUGGAACCCAAAAGGGUUCUAACCGAAACCAAAAAUGGUUCUACCUGGAACCAAAAAGGGUUCUGCUAUGGGAACAACAUAAGAACCCUUUUGAAACCCUUUUUUAACCACCUCUAUUUGAUUUGGUUUAAUCAAAGUUCAGCAGCAGCAGCUAACACUUAUUUACACAGUGUAAAUAUUGACUCAUGGCACACCAAUACACUGUGACGGGGGUCUCCCCUUUUCAAGCCACCUAAAGCCACUUCCUUGUGCAAUCAAACACCAUGUCAGUGCGUGAACUAAUAAACCAUUAUAUAUUGUGAGCUGUAUGUGCAUGCCGUUCUUUGUAUGUUCACUUGUUUGCACUGGAAUUAUGGGAAUUAAUUGUGUUUGCCAAGUCAAUGGGUGGACAUGACCUGAAACAAAUAAAUGCAGUACUUCUAUUAGCUUAACAUAUUAUAUAUCCUCUGUAUUGUGUAGUGCUGAAAGUAAGCCUAAUGAUUGAUUCCUUUCUAUUUCUCAACACACAUUAUUAAGCUCAUAAUUCCUCAGUAGUAGCUAGGCUGUCAGCUGUGUUUAAUUUGAUGUCCUCGUGUCUCCCAGGUCAUGUUUCGAUGAGGUUCAGGGGGUCGAGGAGGAUGAGUCUCUUCCCUGUAGGAGAGGCAGCUCUGGGCAAUCUGGGCCUUUCUGAGGAUGACAUCAGGAAUGAGAUGGAAAAUGGUGAGGGAUGAAGGAGGAAGAGCCUAGAAACAUCCAUAGAAAUGGAAUUACUAGAAUUGUAUUCCUAUGGGCACAACCACUGUUGAGAAUGCCCGUCCAUUGUCCCUGUAGAAAUAUGACGUUUCUCCUUUCAAUCGGUUCAGGACAAUGUUAUCCAUUUAAGUCAUAUUCUGGAUACACUCACUGAUUGAAGUAUUUUACGUUUCCUACUAUAUAAUGACUUUAUAACUCAAUCAUAACCCUACAUCACUUCUUAUCAUUAAAUCACAAUGACAAACUCAUAUAUUAUAUUAUAUAAUAUUAUAUUAAUAUUAUUAUUAUUACAUUACAAUUCUGAUUUAAAGGCAUACUAUGAUUAAUAACCUCACAGAUCUGUCUUAUCAUGUCUUUGUCCAACAGAGGAACAGAACUUGGUCAAAGAGCUGGUUGCCAUGUCAACGAGGGACAGAAUCAAGGCCAUCCGAGACCUCCCUAUGAGCUUUGAUGACAAGAAACACAUCAGGUAUAGUUGUCAUGUCACCCUCAUAGGUCAAAAGGUUAUCUUACAGUUUUACUAUGGAAAGUUUAACUUAUUACUAGGGGUAGUAAAAUAAGUACUAUGUACAACGGUAGGUAGGUUAUCGAAUGUGCAGUUAUGUAGGCUUGCAAUGUGAGAUCACACACACACACACACACACACACACACACACACACACACACACACACACACACACACACACACACACACACACACACACACACACACACACACACACACACACACACACACACACACAUACACACACACACACACACACACACACACACACACACACACACCUUCUUGCAGUAUGUGGGUAAGGAAGAAGUGUUUACCAUAAGCGCAUUGCAUCGGCCAAGUCCAAAGUUUACAGCCACACAGCCACACAGCCAGCCAAGAGCACUGUGACACUUUUGACAGGUCAUAUAUUUUAUGAAGAGAUAACGCUGUGAUGCGCGUAUGUUAUUAUCAUACGCUACAUAACUCCAACAGACUGUAGUCUUUAUGUUUGUUUGAUCUCAUAUCUCCUAGGGGCCAAGUGUUGGCGUUCAAAUCGUUCAAAAAGUCCCGGCAACUGAAUUGCUUUGCAGACUGCUCGAAGACUGUCUCAUUGGUGAGAGGUUUGACUCUCUGACAUCUUUGUGUCUCUCUGUGUCCUCCUGUCCUGAUGCCCAACCUUACUUCCUGUGUGUCCUUGUACUGCACAAGCAGUGCCCUAUUAGACUAUUGGCAAAGUGCAACACUUCCUGUGGUUGGCUGAACUGAAGCUCUCCUAUUACUAAAUCAUUAUGCCUUUUAUGAGCAAUACAAUUUGCCAGGGUGACAAUCUGUCUCUGCAUUCAGCGACACUUGAAUUUAGGCAAAAGCAGAAACAGACUGCCACCAGGCAGGCUACAGAACAAUAUCUUUCUACUUACAUUGAACAUUAUUACUGUUCCAUCAUCCACCUCAUCUAUUGACAUUUUCACCUAUUCUAUGACAGCUAUGCGAUGAAAGCGCAUUUGUGACAUACAAGACCCCCACCACUGUUCUCAGAUCAGUCUUCCCCCUCAGUCUUUCCGCAGGUGCGGUGCUAACAUGACUCUAGCCAGGCAGACCCUGGAACUGUGGCGGGGUACCAUGAAGGAGGUCGGCGGUAAAUUUGGCACAGGGGUCCUCUCCUACUUCAAGUUCUUAAAAUGGCUGCUGAUGUUCAACAUCUUCUCCUUUCUGGUCAACUUUGGUUUCAUCACCAUCCCCCAGCUCAUCUAUGACACCAAGCCAGACAUCCCCAGUAGGGUCAGCUUCAAAGGGCUAGAGAUACUGACCGGAGCGGUAUGUUGUUGUUAUCGCUAUUGUUUACUAUUCACACUACUUCCAGUAGAUGCUUUUGAAUGAAUCAUUCCAUAGCAGCAUAAGCUACUAAUUUGAUCAAAAUGUUUUUUAUACUACACCCCAUACUGGAAAGCCAGCAUACAGUGAACAGUUACUGUGUGAUAAAAAAAUAUAUAUAUUUGUAUGUACCUAUAUUUUCCCCACAGGGUUAUUUCAGCGACACAGUGAUGUAUUAUGGUGGCUACAGUAAUGAAACACAAGGGACAGAGGGCUGGUCUGAGUACAACAUGCAGCUGGCCUACUUCUUCACCAUAGCAGCCUACAUGGUGUUGUGUGGAGCCGCCCUCAUCUACAGGUCAGUAUGGGAUGGGACUGCAAAGCAUAGUCCACAGUGAUCAGAUCAAAUCAAAUACUAAGGAAGUCUCGAGGUUUUGCUUGCCUGAGGUAGAGUAUCUUAUGAUAAGCUGUAGACCACACUAUUUACCAAGGGAGUUUUCAUCUAUAUUUUUCAUAGCUGUCUAUUUACCACCACAAACCAAUGCUGGCAUUAAGAUUGCACUCAAUGAGCUGUAUAAGGCCAUAAGUGAACAGGAAAACGCUCAUCCAGAGGCAGCGCUCCUAGUGGCCAGGGACUUUAAUGCAGGGAAACCUAAAUCCGUUCUACCUAAUUUCUACCAGCAUGUUAAAUGUGCAACCAGGGGAAAAACAACUCUAGACCACCUUUACUCCACACACAGAGACGCAUACAAACCUCUCCCUCGCCCUCCAUUUGGCAAAUCUGACCAUAACUCUAUCCUCCUGAUUCCUGCUUAUAAGCAAAAACUAAAGCAGAAGGCACCAGUGACUCGGUUAAUAAAAAAGUGGUCAGAUGACGCAGAUGCUAAGCUACAGGACUGUUUUGCUAGCACAGACUGGAACAUGUUCCAGGAUUCUUCAGAUAGCAUUGAGGAGUACACCACAUCAGUCACUGGCAUCAUCAAUAAGUGCAUCGAUGACGUCGUCCCCACAGUGACCGUACGUACAUACCCCAACCAGAAGCCAUGGAUUACAGGAAACAUCCGCACUGAGCUAAAGGGUAGAGCUGCCGCUUUCAAGGAGCGGGACUCUAACCCGGACGCUUAUAAGAAAUCCUGCUAUGCCCUCCGACGAACCAUCAAACAGGCAAAGAGUCAAUACAGGACUAAGAUUGAAUCGUACUACACCGGCUCUGACGCUCGUCGGAUGUGGCAGGGCUUGAAAACUACUACAGACUACAAAGGGAAGCACAGCCGCGAGCUGCACAGUGACACAAGCCUACCAGACGAGCUAAACCACUUCUAUGCUCACUUCGAGACAAACAACACAGAAGCAUGCAUGAGAGCACCAGCUGUUCCGAAUGACUAUGUGAUCACGCUCUCCGUAGCCGAUGUGAGUAAGACUUUUAAGCAGGUCAACAUUCACAAGGCCGCAGGGCCAGACGGAUUACCAGGACGUGUACUCCGAGCAUGUGCUGACCAACUGGCAAGUGUCUUCACUGACAUUUUCAACAUGUCCCUGACUGAGUUUGUAAUACCAACAUGUUUCAAGCAGAUCACCAUAGUCCCCAUGCCCAAGGACACUAAGAUCACCUGCCUAAAUGACUACCGACCCGUAGCACUGACGUCUGUAGCCAUGAAGUGCUUUGAAAGGCUGGUCAUGGCUCACAUCAACACCAUUAUCCCAGAAACCCUAGACCCACUCCAAUUUGCAUACCGCCCCAACAGAUCCACAGACGAUGCAAUCUCUAUUGCACUCCACACUGCCCUUUCCCACCUGGACAAGAGGAACACCUACGUGAGAAUGCUAUUCAUUGACUACAGCUCAGCGUUCAACACCAUAGUACCUUCAAAGCUCAUCACUAAGCUAAGGAUCCUGGGACUAAACACCUCCCUCUGCAACUGGAUCCUGGACUUCCUGACGGGCCGCCCCCAGGUGGUAAGGGUAGGUAACAACACAUCUGCCACGCUGAUCCUCAACACGGGGGCCCCUCAGGGGUGUGUGCUCAGUCCCCUCCUGUACUCCCUGUUCACCCAUGACUGCAUGGCCAGGCACGAUUCCAACACCAUCAUUAAGUUUGCCGACGACACAACAGUGGUAGGCCUGAUCACAGACAACGUUGAGACAGCCUAUAGGGUAUUCCCCCUCAGGAGACUGAAAAGAUUUGGCAUGGGUCCUCAGAUCCUCAAAAAGUUCUACAGCUGCACCAUCGAGAGCAUCCUGACUGGUUGCAUCACCGCCUGGUAUGGCAACUGCUCGACCUCCGACCGCAAGGCACUACAGAGGGUAGUGCGUACGGCCCAGUACAUCACUGGGGCCAAGCUUCCUGCCAUCCAGGACCUCUAUACCAGGCGGUGUCAGAGGAAGGCCCUCAAAAUUGUCAAAGACUCCAGCCACCCUAGUCAUAGACUGUUCUCUCUGCUACCGCACAGCAAGCGGUACCGGAGCGCCAAGUCUAGGUCCAAAAGACUUCUCAACAGCUUCUACCCCCAAGCCAUAAGACUCCUAAACAGCUAAUCAUGGCUACCCAGACUAUUUGCACCGCCCCCCCCACCCCCACCCCAUAUUUUUACGCUGCUGCUACUCUGUUAAUUAUUUAUGCAUAGUCACUUUAACUCUACCCACAUGUACAUAUUAUCUCAACUACCUCAACUAGCCGGUGCCCCCGCACAUUGACUCUGCACCGGUACCCCCCUGUAUAUAUAGCCUCCUUACUGUUAUUUUGAUUUACUUCUGCUCUUUUUUUCUCAACACUUUUUUGUUGUUGUUUUAUUUUACAUUUUUAUUAAAAAAAUUAAUGCAUUGUUGGUUAAGGGCUGUAAGUAAGCAUUUCACGGUAAUGUCUACAUCUGUUGUAUUCGGCGCAUGUGGCAAAUAACAUUUGAUUUGAUUUGAUAACAGUAACUUUUAAUUAUAUCUAUAUCAUACUUUUUUUAUUGACCACUAUUAACUCUACUUAGGAGUGUCAUUGAAUGUAAUGCAUCGUUUGGUUUCAAUGUGCUGCUUUUGUUUUCAUGCCCCAGUAAAUACUUUAUCAAAGCCAGUUGAGCUCACACAUGUAUGAUGUCAAUCAAAUCACCAAUGCUUGACAUUCACAUCAUACCCUCAUGAUAUUUAUUACCUUUCCUUCAUGUUGUAAUAGUUCAGUAAAGUGACCCUGCUUCUCUCUCUCUCUCUCUCUCUCUCUCUCUCUCUCUCUCUCUCUCUCUCUCUCUCUCUCUCUCUCUCUCUCUCUCACUCUCUCUUUCUCUCUCCGUCUCUCUCUCUCUCGCUCUGCAGCAUGGCCAGCUCGUUCAGGAAGAAGUAUGUCCUUGCAGACUCAGGCUUGGGUGGAGCCUGGCAGCUCCUGUGUAGCUGGGACUUCAGUGUGACCAACGAGAGAGCCGUACGACAGCGCAAGAACAAUCUGCGCAUCCAACUCAAGGUCACUUUCACUGUUUUUGAUAAACUAUUACUGUAGCUUUGUUGACCUCAUGGCCAUAUCAUUAAUGACGCUUUGUUGACCUCAUGGCCAUAUCAUUACUGUAGCUUUGUUGACCUCAUGGCCAUAUCAUUACUGUAGCUUUGUUGACCUCAUGGUCAUAUCAUUACUAUAGCUUUGUUGACCUCAUGGCCAUAUCAUUACUGUAGCUUUGUUGACCUCAUGGUCAUAUCAUUACUAUAGCUUUGUUGACCUCAUGGUCAUAUCAUUACUGUAGCUUUGUUGACCUCAUGGCCAUAACAUUACUGUAGCUUUGUUACAAGAAAGAUAAUAUAAUAUCGCUGAACAAAUCCCACAUUUUCGAGACUAGAUAAAUGUCCAAUACUUGUGACUCAGUACUUAUCUGCUCUUCCAUACAUAUAAUACUCUGCACUCUGACUUGUUAGGGGGACCAAAUAGGAACUCUCAGAUAACCAACUGUGAAAUAACUUUGAAAUAAUGUUUCCAUUCCCCUCCAGGAGUCCCUGUCAGAGAAGAUCCAGGUAGCCCUGCUGCCUCUGACAGAGAGGCUGAAGCACUACGGGGUCUUCCUGGGUACCUGGCUCCUCUCCACGGGCGUGACCUUAGGCUGUGGCGCCGGUGUCUACUUCCUGUGUCAAUAUGACAAAAGGGUGUGGUACAUUUUACAAAGUUUUAUAUAACCAGGAAGUCCCAUUGAGGUCAGAAGACCUCUUUCUCAAGGAAGACCUUACAUAAACAUUGUGACGUGAUGACUCCAGUUGCUUCCUUAUAAAGCUUGUGUUUGUUAAUGUAUGAUCCCGGGAUCAGCUGACCCAGCACUAACACACUUUAUCCAACUAAGUAUGACGAGGACCAUGUUGAAUCAGGUGUGUUAGUGCUGGGCUAGAACAAAUGCCUGCACACUGUGUAGCUCCGAGACCAGUGUCGAUGACCUUGGUAUAAGACAUACCCUUGUGUACAAUAAUUCAAAGUGUGUCAUAGCGUCUGAGUGUACCUGAACAUAUCUGACUCAUAUAGCGUCAAUACAAUACUACUUUCCUGGCAGGACAGGGUGUAGUCUUUAUAAAGGUGUUACUGGGACAUCAUUUCUACACCUCCACCUAAGACUUACCCCACACCAGUGUGUCGCCAGUGAUUUAUGUUAAUGUCAACUAGUGUUAUUGUGUUUCCAUCAGGAGUGUGACACUAAAAACUUGGGGCGAGCAGAAUCAACAACCUCUGCAUCAUCAAGACUGUUGCUUUGUGAGGUGUUAAAGUCCACAGUUAGCCGUUGUUAUGUAAAUGCCAGCCGAAAAGUACCCAGGGCCUUGCCUUGGCUCCAAGUCAGAGCAGGUCACCCGGAGCCAUGGCCCAGUGAGAUGGAAACAGAAAUGUCUGAGCCUUUUGGGUAAAACACCAGGGUAAAUCUCAAAUGGAAACUGGACACUGUAUCUUGCUAAAGCUGUGAUUGAUUAUGUCCUGACUUCAGCGUCUUAUCUUUGAUCCAGGUUGGUUGCUUCUAGGCACUGAUCUAGGAUCAGCUUACCCUCUCCAAAUCCUCUCUUUAACAUGAGGGAAACACAAAACUGACCUUAGAUCAGAACAAACUGACCUACUAUGGUAUCUUUGCAGCGGACGACGCCGUCAGCGGACAAAGCUUCCGGCUCUCUCCUGGAUGAGGCCGCUACUCUCCUCCUCCCCUUCGUGGUCUCCCUGAUCAAUCUGGUCAUCCCUCUCUGCUACUCUCUGUUCAAGAAGAUAGAACACUACUCCAACCCUCGCAUGCAGGUCUAUGCCAUGAUAGUCAGGUUAGAGAUGGAUACAAAACACAUUUAAAAAUACAAAUAUUGAAAGCGAUUGAUCAAAACAAUUUGCUCAAUGAUCAAUAUAAAGCAAUAGAUGAAUUAAAUAUUACAGUAAUGCAUAAAGAAUAAAUAUGCUUAAUAAAAUAUCAGGAAAAAACAGAAAUAUCAUAUACUGUACAAUGUUUUAGAAGACUGAUGUUUUGAAUGCUGUUUUGAAUGCCUUUUUCCUUUUUAGAAAUGUCAUUCUCAAGAUGUCCAUUCUGGGCAUUCUGUGCCACUACUGGAUGAAGGAUGUGGCCAAUACAUUUUCAGUACUGGAAAGUUAUUUUAAACCAAAUCACAUACAUGCUUUCCAAAAUGUUUUUGAUUGUCACUAAUAUCUACUGUAUGUUCAUUCACCUCUGUCAUUACAAUCUUUUGUCUUAGUGCUGGGAGUCCAGAGUAGGACAAGCCUUGUACAGACUGGUUAUUAUGGACUUCCUCUUCAUAAUGUUAGGAUCCUUCUUUGGAGAGUUCUUGAGCAAGUGAGUGGCAUUUUCAAAACACAUUUUCCCAUAACGGUUUCACUUAAAGCUAAAAAUCCUACAGUAUGCAGUACAAUUCUAUAUUGUAACUCAUCUGUCUGUUGUGAGGGAAAGUUGAAUUAAAUGAGGCAUCACAUAAGGGUUAUUUGAAAAAUGUUCUUCUGUAACUCCUUUGUUCUUUUCUCCACCAGUGUCAUUGGGACUAAAUGCAUACAGAGCCUGGGAGUUCCAGAGUUUGACGUUGCCAGGAAUGUCCUUGACCUGAUCUAUGCACAGACCCUGGCAUGGUACUGACGUUAUCUCAUUACACUGUACUGUACUCUACUCUACUGUACUGUACUGUAUUCUACUGUACCCUACUGUACUGUACUCUAAUGUACUGUACUCUACUGUAAUCUACUCUACUCUACUCUACUCUACUAUACUCCACUGUACUGUACUGUACUGGACUCUACUGUAAUCUACUGUACUGUGCUCUAAUGUAUUCUACUGUACUGUACUGGACUCUACUGUACUCUACUGCACUGUACUGUCCUCUAAUGUACUCUACUGUACUCUACUGUACUGUACUGUACUGGACUCUACUGUACUCUACUGUACUCUACUCUACUGUACUCUACUGUACUGUACUGUACUCUAAUGUACUCUACUCUACUCUACUGUACUCUACUGUACUGUACUGGACUCUACAGUACUGUACACUACUGUACUCUAAUGUACUCUACUGUACUGAACUGUGCUCUACUCUACUGUACUCGACUCUAAUCCUCUGUACAUCUAUAGCUCCAUCUAUUUUCAUAGUAAAACAUAACACAGUACUGUAAAAGUGGAUGAGCUAUGGUCAAUUCUUAUAACCAUGUUUUUCUGUCUGCAGGAUCGGAAUCUACUUCUCUCCUCUCCUCCCAGUGAUACAGAUAAUCAAGUUCUUCAUCCUCUUCUACCUAAAGAAGGUAACCUGUUCAGUAUGGUUCUUCAUCCUCUUCUACCUAAAGAAGGUAACCUGUUCAGUAUGGUUCUUCAUCUACCUAAAGAAGGUAACCUGUUCAGUAUGGUUCUUCAUCCUCUUCUACCUAAAGAAGGUAACCUGUUCAGUAUGGUUAUUCUACCUAAAGAAGGUUACCUGUUCAGUAUGGUUCUUCAUCCUCUUCUACCUAAAGAAGGUAACCUGUUCAGUAUGGUUCUUCAUCUACCUAAAGAAGGUAACCUAUUCAGUAUGGUUCUUCAUCCUCUUCUACCUAAAGAAGGUAACCUGUUCAGUAUGGUUAUUCUACCUAAAGAAGGUAACCUGUUCAGUAUGGUACUUCAUUCUCUUCUACCUAAAGAAGGUAACCUGCUCAGUAUGGUUAUUCUACCUAAAGAAGGUAACCUGUUCAGUAUGGUUCUUCUACCUAAAGAAGGUAACCUGUUCAGUAUGGUUAUUCUACCUAAAGAAGUUAACCUGUUCAGUAUGGUUAUUCUACCUAAAGAAGGUAACCUGUUCAGUAUGGUUCUUCAUCUACCUAAAGAAGUUAACCUGUUCAGUAUGGUUCUUCAUCCUCUUCUACCUAAAGAAGGUAACCUGUUCAGUAUGGUUCUUCAUCUACCUAAAGAAGGUAACCUGUUCAGUAUGGUUAUUCUACCUAAAGAAGGUAACCUGUUCAGUAUGGUUCUUCAUCUACCUAAAGAAGGUAACCUGUUCAGUAUGGUUCUUCAUCUACCUAAAGAAGGUAACCUGUUCAGUAUGGUUCUUCAUCUACCUAAAGAAGGUAACCUGUUCAGUAUGGUUCUUCAUCUACCUAAAGAAGGUAACCUGUUCAGUAUGGUCUUUAUCUACCUAAAGAAGGUAACCUGUUCACUAUGGUAGAUAAUAUAGGCCCCUUAGCAGACACUUCUUAUCCAAAGCAGUGAGUACAUAUUCAGUACAGUGAAUAGUAUUUUAUAGUACAGAGAGUGAAUACAUUUUUUGUAUGUGAUCCCUGUUGCGAUUUGAACCCACACCUGAGCCACACAGGACCAUGGCUGACUCGAGUGACAGUAAGCUGAACCUUUGUGUUGAUUCACUGCCCUAGAUCCCAUGCCAUAGCAGAAUGGGCCAGGCUCAUGUUACUCUCUUCUGAAGAGGGUGCUGAAUGUUUCAUGGAUGACAUAGAAUUAGCUCUAUUUAUAGAUGGUAGCGAUGGUCACUAUGAUUUUCCAAUACAAUGAUGAAACAUACAGUGGGGAAAAAAAAGUAUUUAGUCAGCCACCAAUUGUGCAAGUUCUCCCACUUAAAAAGAUGAGAGAGGCCUGUAAUUUUCAUCAUAGGUACACGUCAACUAUGACAGACAAAUUGAGAAUUUUUUUCUCCAGAAAAUCACAUUGUAGGAUUUUUAAUGAAUUUAUUUGCAAAUUAUGGUGGAAAAUAAGUAUUUGGUCACCUACAAACAAGCAAGAUUUCUGGCUCUCACAGACCUGUAACUUCUUCUUUAAGAGGCUCCUCUGUCCUCCACUCGUUACCUGUAUUAAUGGCACCUGUUAGAACUUGUUAUCAGUAUAAAAGACACCUGUCCACAACCUCAAACAGUCACACUCCAAACUCCACUAUGGCCAAGACCAAAGAGCUGUCAAAGGACACCAGAAACAAAAUUGUAGACCUGCACCAGGCUGGGAAGACUGAAUCUGCAAUAGGUAAGCAGCUUGGUUUGAAGAAAUCAACUGUGGGAGCAAUUAUUUGCAAAUAAAUUCAUAAAAAAUCCUACAAUGUGAUUUUCUGGAUUUUUGUUUCUCAUUUUGUCUGUCAUAGUUGACGUGUACCUAUGAUGAAAAUUACAGGCCUCUCUCAUCUUUUUAAGUGGGAGAACUUCCACAAUUGGUGGCUGACUAAAUACUUUUUUCCCCCACUGUAUAUGAGUGUCCUGGAAAUUAAAAUAUACGUUUUCCCUGUGGUACAGUGAGGGAAAAAAGUAUUUGAUCCCCUGCUGAUUUUGUACGUUUGCCCACUGACAAAGAAAUGAUCAGUCUAUAAUUUUAAUGGUAUGUUCAUUUGAACAGUGAGAGACAGAAUAACAACAAAAUAAUCCAGAAAAACGCAUGUCAAAAAUAUUAUAAAUUGAUUAGCAUUUUAAUGAGGGAAAUAAGUAUUUCACCCCUCUGCAAAACAUGACUUUGUACUUGGUGGCAAAACCCUUGUUGGCAAUCACAGAGGUCAGACGUUUCUUGUAGUUGGCCACCAGGUUUGCACACAUCUCAGGAGGGAUUUUGUCCCACUCCUCUUUGCAGAUCUUCUCCAUGUCAUUAAGGUUUCGAGGCUGACGUUUGGCAACUCGAACCUUCAGCUCCCUCCACAGAUUUUCUAUGGGAUUAAGGUCUGGAGACUGGGUAGGCCACUCCAGGACCUUAAUGUGCUUCUUCUUGAGCCACUCCUUUGUUGCCUUGGCCGUGUGUUUUGGGUCAUUGUCAUGCUGGAAUACCCAUCCACGACCCAUUUUCAAUGCCCUGGCUGAGGGAAGGAGGUUCUCAACAUUAGGCCCCGUCCAUCGUCCCUUUGAUGCGGUGAAGUUGUCCUGUCCCCUUAGCAGAAAAACACCCCCAAAGCAUAAUGUUUCCACCUCCAUGUUUGACGGUGGGGAUGGUGUUCUUGGGGUCAUAGGCACCAUUCCUCCUCCUCCAAACACGGCGAGUUGAGUUGAUGCCAAAGAGCUCGAUUUUGGUCUCAUCUGACCACAACACUUUCACCCAGUUCUCCUCUGAAUCAUUCAGAUGUUCAUUGGCAAACUUCAGACGGGCAUGUAUAUGUGCUUUCUUGAGCAGGGGGACCUUGCGGGCGCUGCAGGAUUUCAGUCCUUCACGGCGUAGUGUGUUACCAAUUGUUUUCUUGGUGACUAUGGUCCCAGCUGCCUUGAAAUCAUUGACAAGAUCCUCCCGUGUAGUUCUGGGCUGAUUCCUCACCGUUCUCAUGAUCAUUGCAACUCCACAAGGUGAGAUCUUGCAUGGAGCCCCAGGCCGAGGGAGAUUGACAGUUCUUUGUGUUUCUUCCAUUUGCAAAUAAUCACACCAACUGUUGUCACCUUCUCACCAAGCUGCUUGGCGAUGGUCUUGAAGCCCAUUCCAGCCUUGUGUAGGUCUACAAUCUUGUCCCUGACAUCCUUGGAGAGCUCUUUGGUCUUGGCCAUGGUGGAGAGUUUGGAAUCUGAUUGAUUGAUUGCUUCUGUGGACAGGUGUCUUUUAUACAGGUAACAAACUGAGAUUAGGAGCACUCCCUUUAAGAGUGUGCUCCUAAUCUCAGCUCGUUACCUGUAUAAAAGACACCUGGGAGCCAGAAAUCUUUCUGAUUGAGAGGGGUUCAAAUACUUAUUUCCCUCAUUAAAAUGCAAAUCAAUUUAUAACAUUUUUGACAUGCGUUUUUCUGUAUUUUUUUGUUGUUAUUCUGUCUCUCACUGUUCAAAUAAACCUACUAUUAAAAUUAUAGACUGAUCAUGUCUUUGUCAGUGGGCAAACAUACAAAAUCAGCAGGGGAUCAAAUACUUUUUUCCCUCACUGUAUAUACAGGGAAAUCAUUACAUGUUCAAAACUAUAAGUGGAAGGUGUCUGCAAUUGAGGAUUCAGUUGAUCAAAUACAAGAACAUGAUAGCUCCCUGACAAAUCAAUAAUUACUUUAUUCCUGGUUAAGGUGCAGGUUAAUCAUUACUCUCUGUUGUCCCUUGUUGUCAAAGGUCUUUGUUUAUUCACCCGUUCAUCCAAUUGUGCCGUUGCCAAGACACCAUCAACAGGCUCUUCUCUCUCUAUCUCACUCUCCAGCUCUGUAAUGCCCUGUCUAUACUUUGUGUCCUCCAGGUGAGCCUGACCCAGAACUGCCAGCCCCCCAGGCGAGCCGGUAGAGCGGCACAGAUGCAGACUAUCUUCAUCGCUAUCCUCUUCUUCCCUUCCUUUGUGGGGGCUCUGUCCAUGGUGGCUUACACCGUGUGGACGUACGUAUAGAAGGGGUCAGGUCAAGGCUAAUCUAGGCACUCAGAAUCAAAUCAGUUAUGUUAAGGCUGUCAUAGAUGAAGGCAAGGCCAAACAAACACCUGGAGCUAUAUGGAGUAGUUCAGUUUCCACCUAGUUCUAGAUAGAUAUGCCUUGUUCAGAAGAACUGCAGUCUGUCAUUAAUUGAUAACCAAGAGCUAAACUUGAUUCAGUUUGGUUGAAUUUUAGGGGCUAAGAUAGUCAGUUGAAUCGUGUUGUUUAAUUAGUAAGAAAGAUGAAAAUGUGUUGAAAGUUGGUUGAUUGAAAGUUGGUUGACUUUGGCUCCUUUCCUCUGACCCAACCAUUUCAACUUGCUAUGUCUCCCCUGAUCCCGCCCCCAGUCUGCCCCCCUCAAAAGAUUGUGGGCCCUUCAGGGGCCUCAAUACCACCUUCAGUGCUGUACAGAUCUGGAUGGACGGGCUAGAGGGGGUGGCUGCGUCUCAGUGGACUGUCUGGAUCUACCAGCACGUCAUCAGGAGUGAGAUAUUCUACUUCCUGGUCUCUCUCAUCACCCUGUGAGUUCAACUUUGCCCCUCAUGUUGUGGUGGUUAUGUUGAGUUAAAGUUGUGUUUAUGACAGUAACAAGUCGUUUUAAAGCACAGUCUUACGGUAAGUGACAGUUGUCUUGAAAACGUGAUAUAUGGCAUAUACAGUACCAGUCCAAAGUUUGGACACACCUGCUCAUUCAAGGGUUUUUCUUUAUUUUGACUAUUUUCUACAUUGUAGAAUAACAGUGAAGAUAUCAAAACUAUAGAAUAACUCUCGGGGCUCCCGAGUGGCGCAGCGGUCUAAGGCACUGCAUCUCACUGCUAGAGUUGACCCUGGUUCAAUUCCAGGCUGUAUCACAAUCCGGCAGUGAUUGGGAGUCCCAUAGGGCAGCGCAAAAUUGGCCCAGCAUCGUCCGGGUUUGGCCGGGGUAGGCCGUCAUUGUCAAUAAGAAUUUGUUCUUAACAGACUUGCCUGGUUAAAUAAAAAAUUAAUGUAGUAACCAAAAAAGUGUCUUCAAAGUAGCCACCCUUUGCCUUGAUGACAGCUGUGCACACUCUUGGCAUUCUCUCAACCAGCUUUUCCUUCACUCUGCGGUCCAACUCAUCCCAAACCAUCUCAAUUGGCUUGAAGUCGGGUGAUUGUGGAGGCCAGGUCAUCUGAUGCAGCACUCCAUCACUCUCCUUCUUGGUCAAAUAGCCCUUACGCAGCCUGGAGGUGUGUUUUGGGUCAUUGUCCUGUUGAAAAACAAAUGAUAGUCCCACUAAGCACAACCCAGAUGGGAUGGUGUAUCGCUGCAGAAUGCUGUGGUAGCCAUGCUGGUUAAGUGUGCCUUGAAUUCUAAAUAAAUCACAGACAGUGUCUCCAGGAAAGCACCCCCACACCAUCACACCUCCUCCUCCAUGCUUCACGGUGGGAACCACACAUGCGGAGAUCAUCCGUUCACCUACUCUGAGUCUCACAAAGACACAGUGAUUGGAACCAAAAUCUCAAAUUUGGACUCAUCAGACCAAAGGACAGAUUUCCACCGGUCUAAUGUCCAUUGCUCAUGUUGCUUGGCCCAAGCAAGUCUCUUCUUCUUAUUGGUGUCCUUUAGUAGUGGUUUCUUUGCAGCAAUUUGACCAUGAAGGCCUGAUUCACGCAGUCUCCUUUGAACAGUUGAUGUUGAGAUGUGUCUGUUACUUAAACUCUGUGAAGCAUUUAUUUGGGCUGCAAUCUGAGGCUGGUAACUCUAAUGAACUUAUCCUCUGCAGCAGAGGUAACUCUGGGUCUUCCUUUCCUGUGGCGGUCCUCAUGAUAGCCAGUUUCAUCAUAGCGCUUGAUGGUUUUUGCGACUGCACUUGAAGAAACUUUCAAAGUUCUUGAACUUUUCCGUAUUGACUGACCUUCAUGUCUUAAAGUAAUGAUGGACUGUCAUUUCUCUUUGCUUAUUUGAGCUGUUCUUGCCAUAAUAUGGACUUGGUCUUUUACCAAAUAGGGCUAUCUUCUGUAUACCACCCCUACCUUGUCCUAACACAACUGAUUGGCUCAAACGCAUUAAGAUGGAAAGAAAUUCCACAAAUUAACUUUUAACAAGGCACACCUGUUAAUUGAAAUGCAUUCCAGGUGACUACCUCAUCAAGCUGGUUGAAAGGCUACUUUGAAGAAUCUCAAAUAUAACAUAUAUUUUCAUUUGUUUAACACUUUUUUGGUUAAUACAUGAUUCCGUAUGUGUUAUUUCAUAGUUUUGAUGUCUUCACUAUUAUUCUACACUGUAGAAAAUACAUUCUGUAGAAAACUGUAGAAAACACUUUUUACUUCUGCUCUUUUUUUCUCAACACUUUUUUGUUGUUGUUUUAUUCUUACUUUUUUGUUUAAAAUAAAUGCACUGUUGGUUAAGGGCUGUAAGUAAGCAUUUCACUGUAAUGUCUGCACCUGUUGUAUUCGGCGCAUGUGACCAAUAAAAUUUGAUUUGAUUUGAUUUGAAUAGUACAAAUAAAGAAAAACCCUUGCAUCGGUAGGUGUGUCCAAACUUUUGACUGGUACUGUAAGUCAUGAACUUAACUUGAAAUUAUUGGUCAUUUGAGCUGUUUGUCAAAAGCUUGACUAUAAAAGCUAGACUUGUACAAUUUGCUAGUCACCUUAUCCAGAGCGACUUACAGGAGCAAUUAGGGUUAAGUGCCUUGCUCAACGGCAUAUCGACAGAUUUUUCACCUAGUCAGCUCGGGGAUUCAAAUCAGUGACCUUUUGGUUGCUGGCCCAACGCUCUUAACCGCUAGGCUACCAGCCUUGAAGCAGUAUACUGAAGUCCUAUCAAGCAAUAAAAUCAGCUUUAAUAACACUUUCUACCGGAUCAAGCCUUCAAAUACAAUCUAGUGGCACUUUAUGACAUCAAGUGGCAACUUUGCCCUUUCACAUGCUGUAAUAUGAAGUCACUGACUGACCUCCUUUCCACAGUGUCUUCAUUUACGUCUUCAGGCAGAUCACUCAGGGUCGCAAGCUGCUUAUCAUUCUGCUGAGACAGCAGAUUGUUAAUGUGAGUUAUAGUGAGUCUGUCUGGUCUGAAGUGUGUCACGCUCAUCAGAGCUGUUGUGUCUGAAGUGGUUGUGUGAUGUUGUUGAAGUGUAAGAAAUCAUUUAGAACUGCUUGUCUUUGUUUUUGCUGGUGUAAUGUAUAUUUCUUUUGAAUGUAUAGUGUUGAUGUUGUUCAUUUGUUGUUUUUAUGAAUUGUGUUGACUGUCUAGAACGUUCUCGCUCUCGCUCUCGCUCUCGCUCUCUGUCUGUCUGUCUGUCUAUCGCUCUCUCUCUCUCUCUCUCGCUCACUCCCUUUAUUAGGAAGGGAAGGACAAGGCAUUCUUGUUGGAGAAGCUACAGAACCUUCAGAAAUCCAAGCAGAACAAACCGAAAAAGAAAAAACAGGUGAGAGGAUCAAAGAGCAAUGACCUUGAGACUAUCUAACUUAACUUUGAAACUAUCUAACUUAACCUUGAGACUAUGUAAUUUAACCUUGAGACUAUCUAACUUAACUUUGAGACUGUCUAACUUAACCUUGAGACUAUCUAACUUACAAUAAAUACCUAAAUACCUUAUUUAAAAUGUCAUACUUUAACUAUGACCCUUUCUCUCUAUCAGGUCAGGAAAAGACAGGAAAAUGAAUCCUCCACUGGCAUGCUCCAGGCUCUGCUCGCCCGACAGCGGUUGGAGCAAGAGGACGUCGACAGCAGCAGCUCUUUCGGUGUGCCCAUGCCUUCCGACCACUCCGUCUCCACCACAUCCAGUGCUAUGAUACAGGCCAUGCUAGCCAGAAAACACGCAGAGGACCAGGAUGUAGCCAGUUAUCGCGGGGUGCCAUUUCCUGCAGACCCAGCACCUGCGUCCUCCAGUGCACUGAUACAGGCCAUGCAAGCCAGACAACACGCAGAGGACCAGGAUGUAGCCAGUUAUCGCGGGGUGCCAUUUCCUACAGACCCAGCACCUGCGUCCUCCAGUGCACUGAUACAGGCCAUGCAAGCCAGGCAAAUGGCAGAGUCACAGAAUGAGGACGAGUUUUACCGGGCGCCAGUUCAGUCACAGAACCCAGUAAACGCAUUACCCAGUACGAUGAUACAGGUGAUGCAAGCCAGGCAGAGGGCGGAGUCACAGCAGGGAGAGGACGAGUUUUACCGGGCGCCAGUUCAUUCAGAACACCCAGUGUCAUCAACGUCCAGUGCGAUGAUGCAGGUCAUGCAAGCCAGGCAGAGAGCAGAGGAGGAGGAGAGCGAGUUUUACCGGGCGCCUGCUUCUUCACAGCACCCAGAUGCGUCAGGAUCUGGUAGUGCUCUGAUACAGGCCAUGCUAGCCCGACAACAGGUAGAGGAGGAGUAUGGUGACAGAUACUGA
Coregonus sp. 'balchen' is the source of this 24170-nucleotide messenger RNA. NCBI's taxonomy places the organism in Eukaryota, Metazoa, Chordata, Actinopteri, Salmoniformes, Salmonidae. The record is from the annotation of a GenBank genome assembly.